Lutzomyia longipalpis is the source of this 4333-nucleotide messenger RNA. Its product is annotated as mutS protein homolog 4-like. The record is from RefSeq and is a predicted model, not a curated record. The transcript has 6 exons. Bases 1 to 4287 code for a protein of 1428 amino acids. Gene Ontology annotation, biological process: reciprocal meiotic recombination; mismatch repair. Lineage: Eukaryota; Metazoa; Arthropoda; Insecta; Diptera; Psychodidae. Gene Ontology annotation, molecular function: mismatched DNA binding; ATP binding; ATP-dependent DNA damage sensor activity. Gene Ontology annotation, cellular component: nucleus.
AUGUUUCCUUCAUCCGUUGUUGACACAACAAUUCCUCCGUGCAAUUUUUUUUUGCAAAAAAUAAUGAAUUUUGUCCAGCAAAAAUCCACAAAUCUUCCCAAACAUCCUCCAAGAAGUGGAAAAGCCUUUGAAAGAAAUGCUUGUGAACCUUCGAGUGUUGCUGGACCAUCGGGAAUGGUUCAGAAGUUCUUUCAGGACUCAACAACUGGCUUCCAUCAAGCCGAAGUACCUCCCCCAGAGGCUAGAAAGACCAAGAAGGGUAUCCGAGUGUUGGGCAGUGGUCAGAGCUAUGGAUUCAAUUCGGAUUCUCACGAGCCUCAUGUUAUUUUGGUGAUCACAGAGGGCAGGAACAAUGCCAGGGGGGAGAUUGGAAUGGCAUCUGUGGACAUGAAUUGCCCAACGCUCACAAUGUCUCAAUUCAGCGAUGAUCUCUGGUACACGGGCACCGUGAUAAAGAUCCAAAUGCUCGAACCUGCGGAGAUUGUUGUCCCAAAUACCGUUUACACAGAAGACAGCCUCGUGAAGGACUCCACACUCAUAAAGGUCAUCCUCAAAGCCUUCCCGAAUAUCAAAAUAAAGCCCAUUCUCCGGAAAUUCUUCAAUGAUGUCGAUGCCAUGAAUAAAAUUACUGAACUCUGCUCCCCGCACUGUGAGAGUGUUAAGCUAGCCCUUGAGGGGAAGUACUACGCUUUGACAGCUGCCGGAGGACUCUUCCGGUACCUCCAGACAAUUCUCUAUGCCACCUUCGCGCCGGAGAGUCUUCAAAUUGUCUACGAAGCUAAAUAUGGAGCAAUGAUGAUUGACGUGGAGACAUCCAAGAGAUUGGAACUUGUGGCUUCCCUGAUGCCACGGAAGAGUAAGAAUGGCUCGCUCUAUCAGUAUUUGGAUAAAUGUCAGACAAACAUCGGCAAGAGAUCCCUUCGAGCACGAAUUCUCGCCCCAUUGUGCGAUGUUAAGCAAAUCCGGGAAUUUCAGGAAGCUGUCCAGGAAUUGGUGGAAAAUCCCGCCCUUCUGGACACACUAAAAUCAGUCCUGAAGAAAUUCCGCAGCGUUGACAAGAUGCAGCGUCUCUGCUUUAUUAUUCCCCAAAGUGAUGCCGUUCGGGCUGCUGAGCUAAUGAUCAGUCAUGUAAUCACGGUGAAGUCCUGCCUUGAAUCCCUCCCGCAGCUCAAUGAUAUCCUCGCCACGCUAACUAAUAAAAGCUUCGAGUCAAUGCGUCAGGGGCUGGAGGAUCCACGCCACGACGGGAUCUUGCAGCAAAUUGGAAAAUUCAUUUCCGACGGCGUUCAAAUGGAAUGUGGUCAGAAGCAAUUUAUUCAGCGAAUUCACGCCGUCAAGGAGGGCUGCAAUGUCUUCCUGGACAUCACACGGAAGCUCUACUAUUGCCUCCUUGAGGAUCUCAAGAAACUCGUCACGUCCAUUGGGCAAAAGUACGAACUUUCCCUACAACUUGCCCACAAUUGCACCAAAGGCUACCACGUGGUGCUAAUAACUGACCCAAGGAAGCCACUUCCGGAAAUCCCAGAGGAAUUUGAAGUUCUCUCCCGUCGUGGCAGUAAGAUUCUCCUCCGGAAUGAAGAGCUAAUCAAUAUGGAUUUGCGCAUUCGCAAUGUAAUCAAUGAGAUUCUCAUCAUAAGCAAUCAAGUUCUCGAUGAACUCCUCCAGAAUAUCCGGAAGGACAUGGAAUGCUUCUACAUGCUCGCUGGGGUGAUUGUGGAGAUUGAUCUCCUGCAGAAUUUUGCCUCCCUGGCAUGCGUGGAUGGGACUGUUUGCCCCACAUUUGGAGCUGAUCUCAAAGUAAUCGAUGGCAUUCAUCCAUUCCUUGAAUUUGGACACAGUCACAUUGUCCCCGUGCCCAAUAACAUCAUCGCCACAUCCGAUUACAAUUUCUUCCUCAUCACAGGCCCCAAUAUGGGCGGGAAAACCGUCUACAUCAAAAUGAUUGCAAUUCUGCAGAUUAUGGCCCAAAUUGGGGCCUUCAUUCCCGCCACGGAAGCUUCCUUUCGCAUCUGCGACAAACUCUUCUCCCGCAUGGGCUUUGACGAUACAAUUCAGCGGGGAGUUUCGAAUUUUCAUCACGAAGUUCAGCAAUCAGAGUACAUCAAGAAGAGCAUUACGCCCAAUAGUUUGGUCAUUGUGGACGAGUUGGGACGCAGUACGAAUCCACAUGAAGGAAAAAUCUGGGCUUGGGCAAUGUGUGAGGAACUUGCGGAUCUCAAGGGAAUCUACAAUGAUGGAAAUUAUUUUGAGAAGGAGACGGAUUCCGCUUCUGGGUCAAAUGAAAAUGGCGGGAGGGAAGUGAAGAAGCUUCACAAUAUUGCUUCUCCCUUUGUCUUCCUCACCACGCACUUCAAGGAACUCACAAAACUCCCGGAUUAUCACUACAACAUGGUUAAUCUCUACUUGGAAGCUGAUGAGGAAGCCUCAGAGUGUGGGAUUGUCCUCAAAUAUACGCAUAAAGUCAAAUACGGCGUCACACCACUCAAAGCCUAUGGCUUGGCUCUUGCCAAACAGGUUAGAUUCUCCCGUAGAGUCGUCCCAAGGGCUGAAGAAAUCUUCAAGAAGUUGGAGAGUCUUCGGGAAAAUCCCCCAUUGGAGUCUCUUGGUAAUCAAGUCCGAUCAACGCGUGAGAAAAGCAUGGAAAAUGAGAGAAAACUCUACGAUCUCUAUGCCAAUUUGGCAUCAUUCUUCCGUCCGGAUACUGAGAAGAAAUCCGAUGAAUUUAUCCGGAAGGAAAUUGCGAAGAUCAUGAAGAAAUUCAUUGAUGACGCUGAUCCUCAAUUUAUCGUUGAUUUGAAAUCAAAACCUCCUCCACGUGCUCUCAAUGCUUCCACCACAACAACAACAACAACAACAUCUCGUGAGAGUAAUCAGCAGAAUUCGAGGAUUUCCCUCAAUUUGGAAACAAUACGCGAAGAUCUCCGUAGUGAGAGAACCAUCACGAGCAUUUCCAAUGAAUUCCAAGCAAUUCUCAACAGUAGUGAUCAACUACGUCGAACGUAUACGAUCACAACAACCCCAUCGCCACCACCUUUGUCAAAUGAAUCCGUUCGCAUUGAAGAAAUUCCGCGAUCUGCGGAGAAAAUUGAGGAGAUCCCAAAAGCAGAAGUGAGAAAACCUUCCUCGUUGAUUAACUUCAACAUCCGUGCUCCCUAUCGACCGCGCCCAAAGGAAAAUCUCUGGGAAAUGCUUUCGUCAAAGCAUUCCCCAAACUCCGAUGCUGAGAAGCCUCUUUCGGGGAGUAGUCGCUGCACUUCCGGAAAAUCUUCUUCCAUUGAUCACAGAGGAAUUGAUCUCUUUGAGCGCGAUCGAAGGAGCUCAGCGGACUUCCUCUUCAGCACCCCGGGGCCAUCACGGAAACGUCCAGCAACGGAAGAUGCUGAGCCCAUUUUGAAUUUGAGUGAGGAUGAAGAUGAAAUUCAAACGGAAUACGAUCGAAUGUUCCUCUCACAGCUCACAUCGACGCAGGAUAAUAUUCUACAGAAGGCUGGUAGUAGUGAAGAAUUCACAGGACUGGAUAUUUCAUCUGAUAAGGAGCUUCCGGAAAAGAGAAUUUUCACCCAGACUCCCUUCGCGAAAUCCCAAAAAACUUCAAGAAGGGAACUUGAUGACUUUUUUGGAGAUCCCGUGGAUAAUUCCAAUGAUCCGUGGGUUAGUGAAUUUGCCAAUCUGACACAGCAGAGUGUGCUUGAACCACGAGAGAACACACGCGAAAGGAGCAAAGAAAGCAGCAGUAACAGAGGAGAAUCAAGCAAAACUUCCACAACAUCAAACAGGAAGGAAACAACAAAAUCUUCUUCGGGGGAUUUGUCAGAAAUCUCAUCAAUCACCCCAGUUGAGAAGCCACAAUUUAAUUUUAUGGAACAAUAUCGUGAGAAUGUUAUACGUAGAAUGCAACAGCAAAAGGGUCCGCUAAAGCCCAUUCGUGCAGUUAAGCAACAGAAGAAAUCUCUCGUAACGAAACUCCCGCAAACAAACUAUCCGGAAGUGUGGAAGCAGAGGCAGCGUGAAAUUGAGCGUUUCACCAGCAUUGCUGGGCCCAGUAAUGCCCAUAAAUCUGUUGAAAAGGAAGCUGAAAAGCCCAAAGAACGAGAAAAUUUUGCAAAUGAUUCGAGUAGUUCGCAAAUGAGUGUCUGCACUGCUAAAGUUCCGUGGUUUCCGGACAUUGGGACACUUGCUGAGGCUCAAACACCAAAGGAACAGCCCCCGAGGGAGCAGCCACAGAAGAAGGAACGUCUUGUGUUGGAUCUUGCUAAACUUAAUCAAUUAAAAAAUUCAAAACUCUGAAAUUUUUAUAAAUUUUCAAGACAAAAUAAAGAAGCUUAAUCACAAA